ACCUCUCUCAAUGUUCUUAUUAUUACUUCACUCUUCAGCUUCCAUGGACAAAUUUUUCUCCUUCUUCAUCUUCUUCAUCAGCCUCACUAUUCAACCCUUUCACCACUUUCAUCACUUACCUUAGCCUUUAUCUCAAGCUUUUCUGCCCUAAUUUCGAUUGAUUUUUCAUUUCUCUUACCUCAAGUUUCUAUUUUUAUCUUUCAAAAACCGUUUUUGGAUUCAGCUAAGUGUUGGGGUUUUCUGAAUUUAGCUAGAUAUACACCAUUCUGAUUCCAAAGUUGCACUCUUUUUGGAGAUUCCGGAACUGGAUUUUGGGUUGAAGCAUUGGGAACUUCUGGAACCUUUGUUUGGUAGAUUAUAAAGUUUGUUCCUUUUGGAAGGGUUGUUUGCUUCAUCAAUAAAGUUCUAGCUUCAGGGGCAUCUAGAUUUUGAUAUAAACUAUGUUGAAUUGAGGGUUUUGUAGACUUGUUGGAAUGCCAUAUUGAAUUCAAAGGCAGUUUGCAAUUACUCAAAUUCCCGAAAGACAUGUGGUCAGCCUUUUUACAGCUGAAAUGAAGAAUUUGCAGAGUCCAGAGGAAUUGCAGUCACCAACUCAAGCAUCUCAUGAGCCGAAGAGCGAACCGCCAAACAAUCACACAAGUGAUGCUCCCGUUGCCGACUCAGGUUCGGCAUCCGCCUCGAGCAAUGAUAACAAGAAAGUUUCGCGGCAGGAUAUCGAGCUUGUCCAAAAUUUAAUAGAAAGGUGCCUACAAUUAUAUAUGAACAAAGAUGAAGUGGUCAAAACACUACUGACUCGUGCUAAGAUAGAUCCUGGAUUUACAACUCUCGUUUGGCAGAAGUUAGAGGAAGAGAAUGCCGAUUUCUUCAGGGCGUACUACAUCAGGCUUAAAUUGAAAAAGCAAAUACUCCUGUUUAAUCAUUUGCUUGAGCAUCAGUAUCAUCUGAUGAAGGGUCCCAUGGCAGCAAAGGUUCCAUUGGCUCCAAUACAGAAUGGAAUCCAUCCAAUGCCUGUUAACAACCUACCUAUGGGAUAUCCAGUGCUACAACAGCCUCCGAUGGCUGCUGCGGGUCAACCUCAUAUGGACUCUAUGGGUAUAUCGAGCUGCCAUGUGGUUAACGGAGUCCCUGCGCCGAGCAAUUUUCAUCCCAUGCGGAUGAAUUCCGGAAAUGAUAUGGUGAUGGACCACAGUGGUCCCGAGAUGGCGCCGGUUGCUCCACCGAAUGGUGCAAUGUCAUCAGUGUCCGACAUGCCGGUGAGUCCAACAUCUGUAGCAUCCACCGGCCAUUUCCCCUUCACUGCAUCAGAGAUAUCAGGAAUGGGCACGGAUACAUCGGCUCUUGACACAGCUUUUACAUCGGAUGUCGCUACUUCGGUAGGGCUACAGCUUGCGGCAGACGGUGGUGCCGGAAUCUCGAGAUCACUUGAUCAAAUUCAGUGGAAUUUUAGCCUGUCUGAUCUAACAGCUGAUUUGCCAAACUUGGGAGAUCUAGGAGCUUUGGGAAAUUAUCCCGGUUCACCAUUUUUGCCAUCUGAUUCAGACAUUUUGCUAGAAUCUCCAGACCAACAGGAUAUAGUGGAUGACUUCUUUGUUAAUUCUGAGCCACCAUGCUCCCAAUCAGAUGAGGAGAAAUCUUAAAUGAAGGUGAUGAAUCAAAGUUAUGUUUCACAUUAAAGAAAACAAAUGUUAGCUUAGGGAAAAAAAAAAAGAAGGAAAGAAGUUAGGACUAAUAAUAAAAAAUUAAAUGUCAUCUAUAUAGCAUAGUUGACAUGUAUAACAGCCUGAAUGAAAUCUUUAUCUAUCAUAUAAAUGAGGAUAGAAAUGUUAUUUCUAUGUUAAUUAAAUUAAAUGGGUUCUAGAUGCAAUGUUUUGUAUUCUUUUGGGAGAGAUUUGUUGUUCAUGAAGAAAGUGUUGGGAACUCUGUUCUUUUGUAAUUUUAUUUUAUUUUAUUUUAUGCAUUUUGGAUUUAUACUCUUGGAUA
Messenger RNA from Arachis ipaensis, 1980 nucleotides. The record is from RefSeq and is a predicted model, not a curated record. Lineage: Eukaryota; Viridiplantae; Streptophyta; Magnoliopsida; Fabales; Fabaceae.